This is a messenger RNA of Paramormyrops kingsleyae, 5224 nucleotides long. RefSeq names its product adhesion G protein-coupled receptor D2. Gene Ontology annotation, biological process: cell surface receptor signaling pathway; adenylate cyclase-activating G protein-coupled receptor signaling pathway. NCBI's taxonomy places the organism in Eukaryota, Metazoa, Chordata, Actinopteri, Osteoglossiformes, Mormyridae. The record is from RefSeq and is a predicted model, not a curated record. Gene Ontology annotation, molecular function: G protein-coupled receptor activity. Gene Ontology annotation, cellular component: plasma membrane.
AGGAGGUUCCUCGGGGUUUGGGACAGGAUCACUGCGCUGAAAUCUGGGUUUCCCCUCCUGACUAGAAGCCGUAUGGGAUCCAGUUUAUUGCGAGAGCCGCCCGCCGUUUGCCGAUGCUGCCCGGCGGAGAGACUCCGGGAGUCGGAUAUGCUUUUCAACAAGUCGCUUAAAAUUUACAUUUUCCGACUGCUCUCUUUUCUGGAUAUAUGUGUAGGGGGUGUUUUGUGAGAUCUGCUUACGCCAAUAAAACGGUACCCCUGCAAACUGGAGUUUUGUUUCAGGCUGAAAGAUGCGGGGGUCCGGCAUCUGUUUUGGUUUUACCAUAUGGUUUCUGCACUGUACCGUUAGAGAAUCUGGGCUGACGCUACAGACCAGGUUUGUGCUCAAACUGGGAGAAUUUUAUUAUGAGUACGUGCGGGACCAGCUUCCCUGGCAUGACUCCCGCCUUGCGUGUCAGAACAGAUCCGGAUCCCUGGCAGUCAUAAUCCAGGCGUUUGGGAAAGACAUUGAUAUUUUAUGGCAGUUAUUGAAUGUAACGCAGCCAGUCUGGAUUGAAAAUAAACUUUCUCAAGGUGACUUUGAGUCCUUAAUUUUGGAGUUCUCAGCCAGUAGUAAUCACACACAUGCCAGCAUCCGUCACCCCUUCCCACCCCUGGGCAUCAUGACGCUGUGCGCGCGACUGCAGCUCGAUCGAAGCUUUUACAGGAACUUCAGCCUGUUCUCCUACUCCAUACCAUCAUCCUCUGACGGGUUUCGGGUUGAGGCUUCUGUGACCCCCGGGGACCUUAUCAGUCUGGUGGUGAUAGUGCACGGAAGACCCAAAUCCUAUUCACCGGCUUUUGAGAACGAUGGUCGCUGGCACACGGUAUGCGUGAGGUGGAGGCGGAAUGGAAGCGAAUGGUCCAUCACUGCCGAUGGCAACGUUAAGGGGGAGGGCGGCGACCGCUCUAACGGCAGCAGCAUCGAUGGCGGUGGCCUGUUCCUUAUCGGUCAGCCCCAUGGCGCCCUUAACAACUUAUCGAAGGAGGGCUUUUCUUGGAACAUUACACAGCUUAACAUUUGGGAGAGGGAGUUAAACAUCAGUGAGAUCCACUCCUUGGAAAAAGGCUGUUCAACCAUUUCCUCUGGACUGGUUUAUAAGUGGAACUUCUCCGCCCUUGAGACGGAUGGGUCCCUGAAGACGCACUGGGGAGACUCAUGUGAAGGUAACAGAAAUGCCAUGCCUGGGCUUAUUAAUGUGACAAACCGCAGGGAAUGCAUGACCUUUAACCCUUUAACUGGGACCCUGAGCAGUGAUCACUGUGAGAAGCAAAAAGGGGCAAUUUGUCAGUAUGAAAAAGAUGUAUUUGAGCGUCUUUAUAAACUGAUUGUCUUUCCCACGACUUCAGUUUCCUCCAGUGUGAGUAAAGACCCCCUAUCUCAGCCUGUGGUGGAGCCAUACCGGUUGAACUUAACUGAGUCAGAGAUCGUUGAGCUGAACGCCUUCCUGAAAGAGCUGCUGAAGGUUCUGGCAACAGACCCAGGCAUCCUUACACCCAUCAACAUGCUCUACCUGAUGCAAAUUGUCGAUUUUGUGUCAAUGCACGUCUCUGCGAGACUCAUGCCCUCUGAACUGAUCACGCCUUUGGCCACCAAAAUGUUGGAGCUGGCCAGUGAAGCCAUCGAUGCUGAACUGGCUGACCGGUGGAUGGAUCUCGGUGAAGAGCUGGGGUCUAUCGGGUUCUUUAAUGUCAUAGAAACCAUAGACAAAUUGAUGGCAUCUUUGGCGGAUGUGCUGUCAUCUGAAGGGACGAACUUCACAUUUUCAUCAAAAAAUAUAGAUGUGAAUCUGGAACAGCAGAAUCUAAGAGAGCUGAACCACAGCUGCGUGUUCAAGCCGUCCACACCAGACGGCAGGGACGAGAUCAUCAUCCCCGACACGGAAGUCCUGCGGCUGCGUUCUCUUGGUCUAGAAGAUGUAAUCUUCAUCCGCGUGUAUUAUAGGAACCUCACGGACAUCCAGUUGAAGAAGUACCAGAAUCGUUUAUCAGUGAGUGAGAAAGAAAAGAACCCUCACACAGGUAGACUUGCCACUGCCGUCAUAUCCGCCACGGUGCGAGAUUCCUCAAGGAGACAAAACAUCCCAGUUUCCGUCAAUUACACCCUGUCUACAGUCAGUCUGGUGGACGCCCCGCUGUCCAUCAAGCCUGUUUGUGUGUUUUGGAACUUCAGCCUGAUGAGCCAACAUCUGGAUGGUUGGUCAAGCGAGGGCUGCCAGGUCAUUCACACCGAAUCGGCCGCAACCUCCUGCGUCUGCCGCCACACCACCAACUUCGCCGUGCUCAUGAAUUACAUGGAGCCCAAGUGGAGCGUGGAGGUAGAUGAUAUCCUGACCAAGCUGACUUUCAUUGGGUGUGGAGCAUCUCUCUGCGCUCUGAUAGUCACCUUGAUGCUCUUUACGGUCCUCGAUAUUCCCAAAUCGGAUCGGAACACCGUCCACAGGAAUCUGUUCGUCGCUCUGGCAGCCGCUCAGAUAGUCCUGCUAUGCAGCGGGUCAGUUGCCACUAACAAGGUGGCCUGCACUCUAGUGGCAGCUCUCCUCCACCUCUUCUUCAUGGCAGCUUUCAGCUGGAUGCUGGUGGAGGGCCUGUUGCUAUGGAGCAAGGUGGUGGCAGUCAACCUGAGCGAGGCAGGACACAUGAAGUACUACUACCUUAUUGGCUGGGGGCUCCCGGUUCUGGUGGUGGCCAUCACUUUGGCCUCGGCUUCUGGGAGGUACGCAGGAGACGGCCAUUGCUGGCUGAGCGUGCAGAAUGGUGUCAUCUGGGGCUUCGUGGGGCCCGUCAUCUUCAUCAUCAUGGUGAACGUCAUGGUCCUCGCGCGGGUGGUGGCUAUUGCCAUUUCCGCGGCCAAGAGGAGGUCCAUCAUGCUAGCACUGAAAAGCAGUCCUGCAGAGCAAACGUUUGAGCAGACCCGUGCUGCGGUGAAGGCGGUGAUGGUGCUGCUCCCAAUCCUGGGUCUUACCUGGCUAUCCGGGGUCCUGGUACCGUUCUCCAUUGUGAUGGCCUUCCUCUUCGUCAUCCUCAACUCCUUGCAGGGCCUUUUCAUCUUCCUUAUCUACGGGGUCUACAACACAGAGGUUCGGAGUACCAUCAACAAAUUCAAAGAGAGACGGAGAGCUCUGAAUUUUUCGAAUUGGGGCAGCUCCAGGCCCUCCAGCUCCAUGAGCAGCUCCCGUGUGGCCAGUACUCCACUACCUGGGUUCGCCAGUCACAGCCUGGACCAUGGAGGGGUCGAUUGCCCCAACAGCACCCAGCUCAGCUUGCAGCCCACAGUCCUGGACCUCAGUGAAGACUCGUAUGAGGACUCUGUCCGUGCUGAUGGUGGGUCACAGCCUGAUUCCUGCACUGGGGAAUGUCUGAACGAGGGACCCGUCAGUCCGGCCGUAGGGUCUGUCGCACCUGCCAAGGGUCGCAGGGGGUCUGGAACACAUCUCAGAGGCUCAGGGAACAAGUCAGGAUCCUUGGUGUGUUCUUCACGUGACCAUGUAUGUCAAAUUCUCCUCCUGCUCCCGCCAGAGACCAACACCACACAGCCUGUGAUAAGCUGCAUAUGAUGGUCUGUUGGCUUGAGGUCAAAUGUGGGCUGGGAGCCCCCAGCGCGAUUUGUUUUAUUCGACCCUGACAGGAGUCCCUGAGUCUGGCCCCACACCUCCAACCCGUCCUGAAAGGUUCUGCUCGGCCAUCGCUAAUGAACCAGCUGGCACUUCUACUCUGCCACCCCCCACCCCCGAUAAAUGUGCCCCACCAAAACAAUGGCUCAGCUGGGAGGGAAAAACAGAGACACACUAGUGAUUAAUGAGGUCUGCUAAACGAAAAGUGAGGCUUCCGUGUGCGCCCCCCCCCCCCCCAGUUGAGGAGGGUGUUUUUCCUGACCCCUGGCCAAUAUUCUGAAGCAAAACCUAUCAUCUGAGAUGGGACCCUCUUACGCACUAAACAAGAUAUGAUAUUCAUACCAUAAAACCACAUUAACAGCUUAUACUGACAAAGUGACCUGCACAGUGGUUUGCACUGUUGCCUCACACACAUCAUCCUGGGACAACCAGGUAUAGAAAAUAGAUGGAUGGAUGAUAUACACUCUAAAACCUGUUUUGUGAUGUUUUGUGACAGUUUUGUAGAAACUAGAAUGUGAUAUUAAAAUUGAUUUAAAACAAUGAGCAGAGUAUCACUUACUAUAUACUGUAAGACAAAUAUUUCAAAUAUACACAAUAAAACAUUUCAACUGGAGGUGUGUAAAAGGUGUGUAAAAACUGCAAACUGGUUUUGUUUUUCGUAAUAGGAUGACUAGCUGAAUUUAUAGCUGAGUAAUGUGCAAGAAAAUUAUUUGACACAACAUCAAAUGUUGCUAUGGUUUCAUUAUAAGACUCUUUGGGGCUAUUUGGAAAAGGGGAGAAUGAAAACUACAGUGAUUUAGAAAUUAGGUCUCUCAGGCUGAUUAGAGAAAAAUAACUCAACUCAAAAAAGCCCAAUUAUAAUUGCUAAUUAUUAUGAAGUGCCUUUUUGAACAAAAACGGAAGACGAUUCAGAUGUUAAUUACAAUUUCUGCGCAUUUCACUGUGACUGAAUAUGGUAUCUACUGAUAUUUCUUUGUGGCAUGAAAAGCCAGGUUGUAAGUUUUAAUGAUUUAAAAAAAUAACUAUUAUCAACCAAUGUUUUCUAGGUGUCAAAGUGAAGCAUAAUGUGCUAAGUAUCCUUAUCUUCCAUCUCUAUGUUACCCACUGUGGGACUAAUUAUCAACUUUUCACACAAAGCAGCUUCACGGCACAUAUACAGUACACACCCCAUGCCAGCUCUCAGCACUAAGCCCUUAGGUCCUGGACAAUGUUGUUCAUUUGACUAGUUCCACCAGACGACUGCACUUACAUGGCCUGCAUAAAUAUGCAGGGAUGUAUUCUCCUUAAUUAGCCAGAAAUCUUACAGAAAACUGUGUUAGUUUUGCUGGGAAUCAUGCUUCUGUUGCACUCCAUUCUACCCCCAACCCCCACCCAGUCCCCUCCCUCCUCACACUUAUCUGAUGUUGUUCAAUGUUGAUGUUUUCAUAUCUAGUGAGGAUGAGUAAAAAUAAAUUAAUAAACAAUGCAUUCCAAAGUGCAUAAAUCCAUAAGUUUGGUAGUUUUCUUCUUUUUACCACAUUAUGAAAAUACUCAAUGCAUGACACUUAGAAAUUUGAAAGUAAAACAGAAAAA